GCGCGUUUUUGUCCUCUCGCGCUGCAUGGCGGGAAGGGGUCAAUUACAGUAAACAGUUGCGGUAGUGAAAAUCAGUCAAAUUUUCAUGCCGAGUUUUUCACCAAAACUUGGAAUUCUGCGGGGACGUAGCGAGCUGUCCCGGCGGCAUGGCUCGCCCCGUGUCCCGCCACGGCGGCAGGAGGCAGUACGGCAGGUCGCCGAUGGCUCCCACGGGCUCCGAGGCGGGCGGAAACCUGAUGUUCCCCGAUUCGCCCUCCCCAAGUUACGGUGGUGAGUUCAUCCCCAGCCCCCCUCCCACAGAACGCCCGUCCAGCCGGCGCAGGGGGCGGAUCCACGACCCUGCCGACCCCAACGCCAGCCCCACGGCCACACCUAACAACACCCCGGAAACCGGACACGUCCGCAAGAUGCGCCCAAGGUCAGCCAAAGGUCGUCCGCGCCCAGGGUCAGCGAGGAGUCCGGAAAUGUCAGGAAGUCCGAUAUCCGCGUCGCCUCCGAUGCACGGGUCGCCCAUUAUGCGCCCGUCUUCAAGAGAGGAUUCUGGGAUAGACAUCCUGGCUCUUAGUCCCCCAGCCAGGCCGACCUCUGCCUUGUCAAGGUACCGAGUUUUACCUUCCAUUGGCCCCAGGCCAGGGACUGCAUCAGAGGACGGUGGGGUCGACGGCCUCUCUCAUGGAAUGGAUCACAUGACUCUGGCCGGCCAAUCAGGACACUCCGCGGGAGAGCCACGGAAACGCCACAGGAAGCGGUCCACGGAAGAGGAGACCUACCCACAAUCCUCCUCUUCCCAACGGACCAAUCAGAGCACGGAAGACUUAAGAAGGAAAAACAGGAACGAAAGUAGACUUCAAGAUAAGCCAAAACCACAUCCCAGAACAGUAAGAACACAUCAAACAGAGGUAAGAGUGCAGGAUGAAGAUGAAGAAGAAAAAAGAUUUGAAGCAAAGCGUCAAAAUGAGGAAGCUGCACAGACUCCGGCACGACCGGUAAGCGCCACGUGGCUGGCCAGAAUCCCCGUCCCUCGCGAGCCGGGGGUCAACCAGGACAGGCUACUGCUCGCGCUCAAGCUCCCCGGGGGUCAGAGGUUGCAGCGGCACUUUCACACGAGCGACACCCUCGGCGGAAUCCUGGCGUACGCGCAGACUCAGACGGAUCAGAAACUCGGAACGUGCGAGAUCGCCGUUCAAGGGACGCCACAGAGGCUGUUCACCUCAUCUGACUUUAAAAAGACGAUCGCUGAGGCGGAAAUUAGCGAUAAAACGGUUUUGUACAUCCAGGCUGAUGAGGAGGAGGAAGAGGAGGAGGAUGGGAUGUAGUUGUCAUGGCGACACAGGCCAGAGCAGCCAUUGGUUGAUUCAGGAACAGGCUUGCCACUAUUUGGGUGUACAUAUUGAGGUUGUAGAUACUGUAUUAAUUUGUGCAUAGAAAA
Branchiostoma floridae (Florida lancelet) is the source of this 1429-nucleotide messenger RNA. RefSeq names its product UBX domain-containing protein 10-like. Gene Ontology annotation, cellular component: endoplasmic reticulum. The record is from RefSeq and is a predicted model, not a curated record. The transcript has 3 exons. Gene Ontology annotation, molecular function: ubiquitin binding. Lineage: Eukaryota; Metazoa; Chordata; Leptocardii; Amphioxiformes; Branchiostomatidae. The coding region runs from base 147 to 1316 and encodes 389 amino acids.